CAACCUGUUUCUUAUUUAAAAUCGACACCAUCAUCAUCAUCAACCACUGUACAAACUUUUGACAAAAAGACUAAAAACAUCAAUCACAACAAUAAGGUUGUAUCUAGUACGUUUCUCAAUGAUUCAAAUUUUCAACCAACGAAUGAUGAUAUUUUCUUUACAUCAACAAAAACGAUGUUCAAUGAAUCGCAAAAAAAAAAGAAAGUGGAUAAUCCAUGGAAACCAGAGACAAAAAUGGGUGAAGAAUAUCGACUCCGAUCACAAGAAACCGAUCUGAAUCAAUGGUAUUUUGAUGAAUAUUCAGGCCUGUAUCGACAAAUUUUACAAAGAAAUAUAAAAGAUCGACCAAAAGAACGACCUCCAUCAUCUUCUGAUCAACAAUCAUCAUCAACAAGAUCACAACAAAAGCAACCAAGCAAAGCAUCAUCCACUGCUCCUAUUUAUGGUUGGUGUAAACUAGCAAGACAAUCCAAUGAUCCAUCAGGUCAAUUAAAGUUAUGCAAAAGUAUGGCCAUUACCUUAUCACUUUCAUCGUCUUUGUCUUCUCUCACGCCAGAAAAAGAACAUGUUCGAAAAACCAUGAUGAUUGAAUGUCUUCGUCUAUUGAAACGUCUUAGUGCUGGCCAAGGGUUAGGAAAAGGAGGGGAUAGUGAAGCUCAAUUUAUAUUAGCCAAUUGUUAUGGUAUGGGAUUAUUGGGAUUAACGGAGGAUCACGCCAAGGCGUUUCAAUGGUAUGUUCAAGCAUCCAAACAAGCUCAUCCUGAAGCGACUUAUCGUACAGCCGUAUGUCAUGAAUUGGGCAUUGGUACUCGAAAGGAUGGACAACGUGCCAUGGCCUUUUAUCGAAAAGCUGCUCAUUUGGCUCAUGUUGGAAGUAUGUAUAAAUUAGGCAUCAUCCUUCUUCGUGGUUAUUAUCAUAUGACACCUCUACCUCGAGAAGCUAUUAGUUGGUUACAACGUGCUGCAACGCCUCAUGCUUUACAUGCCCUUGCCAUGAUCCAACUGACAGGGGAAGUAGGAGAUGCCACAAGUUUGAUUGCCGAUCCAGCGUAUGCCAUGGAAUUAUUACAUCAAGCAGCACAAGGAGGUUAUGUACCCAGUCAAGUACAAUUAGGACAUUGUUAUGAACAUGGACAAUGGGUGACCAUGGAUGAUGCCUUGUCGAUCUAUUGGUAUGCACGAGCUGCCGAACAAGGUAAUCCUGAAGGAUGUUUAGCACUCAGUGGAUGGUAUCUGACAGGAUCAACCACACAAGGCAUAUUACGAGCAUCUGAUCGUGAAGCUUAUCUUUGGGCACGUCGUGCUGCUUCUUCUUCCAUGCAAGCCACUGAACCAUGGACCAUUGCCAAAGCUUAUUUUGCUGUGGCCAUGUAUACCGAGCGAGGCAUUGGUACUACUGUUGAUAAAGAAAAAGCAAGACAAUGGAUGUCAAAAGCGGCUGCCUUGGGUCAUGUAGGAGCAAGACAUUGUUUGUCGACCAUGAAGAAGAAAAAAACAAUAAAAGAAGAUGAUCAAGAAUCAAUAGAACAUAUAGAUCAAAAAGAAAAAAUAAUUCAUAUUCCAAACAAAAAAGAAGAAAUAAGUUCUAAAUGUAUCAUCAUGUAG
Messenger RNA from Halteromyces radiatus, 1605 nucleotides. RefSeq lists its product as uncharacterized. Gene Ontology annotation, molecular function: protein binding. The transcript has 4 exons. The coding region runs from base 175 to 1605 and encodes 476 amino acids. Lineage: Eukaryota; Fungi; Mucoromycota; Mucoromycetes; Mucorales; Cunninghamellaceae. The record is from RefSeq and is a predicted model, not a curated record.